AUGGCCGAUCAACCCACCACCAUCCCCAUUACCUCGCUCACCCCCCACACGCCCCUCCCACCCACCACCUCGAUUCGCGCGACUAUAACGCUCUCCUGGCCCUACUCCUCAACAACCCACCAAUGCGCCCUCCUCCUCUCCGACCCGGACGCCCGCCUCCGCAGCCGCGGCGCACAAGUCCGCGUCCGCUUCUCCGGGCCCGCGGCGCAGGCUGUUGCGGAGGCGAGGGUGGGGAUCGGCGAUGUUGUCGUGCUGGGGCUGGAUGGUGGGAGGUGGGAAAUUGAUGGGACGAGGGAGCGGACGCCGGGGAGAGGGGUGGAGGGGGGGCUGUGGUUUCGGGGGAAGUUGGUUAUGAGGGUAGAGGGCAGGGAUGAUGGGGGGGAGGUUAGGGUUGAUGAGGUGGAAGAGGGGGAGGAGGGGGAGAAGAGGAGGGAUGGGGUGGUAGAGACGCCGAUGAGGAAAGAUGUGCCGGGGUUGAGGGAGAGGGUGGGUGAGGAGGGGGAGGGGCAAAUUUGGGUUGGGACUAUGGCUGGGGAUGGUCCGUUUGAGAGGGAGGUGGAGAGGUGGGAGGCAGAGCAAGGCGGGCAGAGGAGGUCAUUUGGUGCGGUCAGGCAGUGGAGGUAUGCUGAGAAGUCGCCUUCGCCAGUCAAGGAAGCCUUCGAGAACGGAGCUGCUGUGGCUACGGGACCAGUGGAUGGCGACCUCCAGGCUACGAUGGGGAGUGAAGAUAGGGAGAUGCUACCGCCGCCUCUGCCACGACUGCAAGUGCCGGAUGCCGAAGGUGAGGCGCCACAAGCGACCAUGCCAGAACAGCAGCUUGAACAGCAGCAUGGUCGUCCUACAACACCGAAGCUGCAGCCGGUCAAAUCGCCAACGCUACCUCUGCCUUCGCCCUUUCCUACCGACACCCCGAAGAGGCAUUUUGGCGGUGCAGAACCUACUACAUUCCCCACGAGUCCAAUGAAACGCCACAGUCCUUCUCGAAGCGAUGAAGCUGGACCACCGGCUGGCACUCACCAAAGCGCCGAUGCGGAUGUUCACUCUGACCCCGACGAUGAUGCUGAUGACGAUAACAAGGUACCGAUGCAAGAAGCGGAACCUGUCGAGCUCCUAUCGGACACCGAGCCGGAUACUGAUCACGAAAAAAUGCUUGAUGAUGGACAGACAAUACCUACUACGGAUGCCACUGAUGUACACAAUACCGAUGAAGACGAAAUGCUGGAGCUGGAUACUACCAUGGAAUCAGACCUGCUCACAGCUCCUGUGGAAGCACCAAAGGAAGUGCUAGAAGAGAUCUUGCUCGUUCGAGAUGAGCCAGCAGAAGAGCAGUCUACCAUUCCUACCGAGCCGCAGACUCCGGAGAGGCCGCCACAAGCGCAUCAGCGACCAAGCAUGUUCGGAUUCGACGGCACAUCGUCUGUCCAAAGCUCCACCCAUGUAACGCCAUUGUCUGAGAAGGACCGUGUGAUGUUGAAGACAUACCGCAGCUUGUUUGGCUUCAAGGCCUCACCUGAGGCUGAGGAGGCCAAGGCGGCGGCUGAGGUUGAGGCUGUGGGAGAGGGAGAUGUGAUGGAAGAGCCUUCCGUGGAAGAAACUCCCGUCCAAGAAUCUGAAAGUCCCUCGCCUACGACUGCCUCCGUACAGCCGACAAAGUCACAUGGAGAUGUUGCUGGCAUCGAGCCUCCGCCUCCGAUGGCCCAAGAGGUAGAAGUCGUGGAACCUACCUUGGGAGAACCGCUGGAGCACGUCCCUGAACCUGAUCCUCAAGACGUCGCCGGGCUCGACGCGGACGGCCCUGUGAGUUCCGAGCCUGCUGAGUACAUCCAUGAACUGUCGGGAGCUGAUGACGAAUCGCCAACCGAUGAAGAAUCACCUACUCCCAUGGAAGUGAUGGAGUCAUCGAGACCACCUCCAACAGCUGGCUUCUCAGAGCUCGCUCGUGCUCGACUCGAAGCGUCGGAGGCACCAUUGGAAACUAUGCAGGACGUCGCCAUGGAGCCUGCCUCGGGCGACGCAGCCGUGGAAGCCUCUCGACGGGCAGAACGUAGCUCACCAGGCGUGGAUGAGGACGAGCCCACGAAAGCCGCUCAGCCUCGUGGUGCAGAAGUCAUUGAGCUGAGUUCUAGCUCUGAGGAUGAUAGUGAGGACGAGAGCGAGGAAGAGCAGUUCGACGACCCUACCAUAGCCCCGCAGGGCGAAGUCGAGCAACAGGAGCCAGUUUUAGAGACGAUCAGAGAUCCUGGGCUCGCAGAUGAAAUCACGGGUGAUGACGCUGGUGAUCUCGAACCUCACGUGCCUUUGCGAGAAACGCAAGACGCAGAUCCUUCGAAUGAUGUCGACAUGGAAGAAACCUCAUCUUCAGAUUUUGAAAGGUCUGCCGAAGUGUCGCACGAACCUCUUACAAUCGAUCCUGCGUUGCAAGAUGGUCACUUGUCUCAGGCACCAAACGACGCACUGACCUCAACCGGAAUAAUCGACGGUUUCGAAGAACACUCGCACAAGCCCCGCAACCUUUCUGCUGGCUUAGUAGCUGAAGUUGAUCUGCUGUCACAUGAGCGAGUGUCUGACGAUGAAGAGGCUGCCGCAGAAGCGGUGCAACAUCCGAAGUUCUUUCCUCAUCCGGACGAGAGCCAGCUUAGCCAAUCACAUGUACCCUCUGGUGACGAGCAAGAAGACCCAAGUCGUCCACAACCUCUUCACCAAGCUCCGGCGUAUCCGAGCCUACCGCUCAGCCCAUUAAACUCUCAGCCUCUGCAGGACCCACCAUCACAGCUCCUAGUUCGGGACAUUGUCGAGACAGCAAGAAGUGCCCUUCCACCAACACCGGAGCUCACGCAGAUCCCGCCAGACAUGGUGACUGAUAACGUGGUCGUGGAGGAGGAAGAGGGCAGAGCACCGACCCCACAACAAGCGCAAGAAGAUAUCAUUUCUGAUCCUCAUCCUGAGGAGGAAGUGACAACACCCAUGCCUGAGAAGAAGACACCAGCGAGGAAGUCCAGGAGAUCGCGGCUCAGCAACAUACCGGACGUCAUAUCCGCAUGGUUCUCACCGAAGCGAUCGAGCGCCGCGGAGGCCGUCAAUGGCGAGCGUGAUCGGCAUGCAGAAGGUCAACAACAGCAGAAACCUGUUGCCACACAAACGAUCUCCGAGCCCUCGACCGCCAAGCCUGUCCACGUCAACGGCGUUUCAACCGCCCUGUCGUACUUCACGCCUCUUUCUCGACUUGAUGAAUGCCUCAACCCGUCAAGCCAACAAUCGCAUGGCAACGGAACCGUCGACAUCUUCGCCGUCGUCACAGACAAGACCAAGGAGCCUGCUCGUGCUAAAGGCGGUCCUCGCGACUACUACACUAUCUUCCGCAUCUCGGAUACAAGUAUCACUUCAUCCACGAGUGUGCGCGCUGAGAUCUUCCGGCCCUGGAAGGCGACGCUCCCGGUAGCAGAAGUCGGCGACGUCAUCUUGUUGAGAGACUUUGCCGUGAAGUCUCGCAACCGCCAAGCCUAUUUGCUCUCCACUGAUGCCAGCGCCUGGUGCGUGUGGAGGUAUCAAGACGCGAGCGUCGCCGAGAGCAAUGCUAAGAAGCCGGCGUGGGCUCGAAAGUCCACGGAACAGAACGGCACCACAGUACGUGAGGAAGUCAAAGGACCGCCGGUCGAGCUCGGAGACGAGGAGCGCAAGCAUGCGACGAGCUUACGGUCGUGGUGGGAAGGCAAUGUUCACGCACGAGUGGAAGAAAAAGCCGAUGAGCAAGAGAGUGUUGGUGUUGGGCUGAACGGCCAUGCGCCCGGGCCUGUUGCUACGAAGCUGUGA
Molecule: messenger RNA, 3810 nt
Organism: Saxophila tyrrhenica
Lineage: Eukaryota; Fungi; Ascomycota; Dothideomycetes; Mycosphaerellales; Extremaceae
Exons: 2
Coding region: 1-3810 (1269 amino acids)
Biological process (GO): telomere maintenance
Cellular component (GO): chromosome, telomeric region
Molecular function (GO): DNA binding
Source: RefSeq, a predicted model, not a curated record